Messenger RNA from Cercospora beticola, 2207 nucleotides. RefSeq names its product ammonium transporter. Gene Ontology annotation, molecular function: ammonium channel activity. The record is from RefSeq and is a predicted model, not a curated record. NCBI's taxonomy places the organism in Eukaryota, Fungi, Ascomycota, Dothideomycetes, Mycosphaerellales, Mycosphaerellaceae. Gene Ontology annotation, cellular component: plasma membrane. Gene Ontology annotation, biological process: ammonium transmembrane transport.
GCAAGUAGACGACGUUCGCCUGGCCGUUCGAGAAAACGCCACGCAGAGUGCGUCUUCAUCCUUCGCGCUGCUCCACCGUCUGCUGUCGAGAUAAACACCCUCUCUCGCUACGUCCUCGCGCGCCGCCUUCUGCCAACGCCUCUCCCAGCAUUUGAGUGCUGCAGCGCUCCCUUCGCAGCUGCUGGCCUUCCAUCCCCGUAACGGCGGCGCAACGAAGCCGCUUCCGCCUGGCGAAUCCUCAUCUGCUUACACGCAUGUGGUGCACUGCAGCGCGGCCCUGAGUUUCGAACAAAAUUAAUCUGCCACGGGCAUCACACCUCACUGCACUUUCAGGAUAUCACCGACACUGCACAUGCCGCCGAGCGAGCACGAAACAACAUGACUUUGAUCAAGUACGACGACAAUGCCGCCACAGGCGGCGACUCGCUGACGCAGGAUCUCAAUGUGGCCUACGAGAGUGGAGACAUGGCGUGGGUCAUCGUCGCCACGGCGUUGGUCUUGCUCAUGAUACCUGGUGUUGGCUUCUUCUACUCGGGUCUUGCUCGCCGCAAGUCUGCCCUCUCGCUGAUAUGGCUGAGCGUCAUGGCCGUGUCGGUGGUCAGCUUUCAAUGGUUCCUCUGGGGCUACUCACUCGCAUUCAGCCAUACAGCGUCAUCAUACAUUGGCGACCUCUCCAAUGUGGGCCUACGCAACGUGCUCGCUCGCCCGUCAGUGGGUUCGUCUCGAAUUCCUGACCUUCUAUAUUGCGUAUAUCAAGGCAUGUUCGCAUGCAUCACCGUCGCCUUGGCAUCUGGAGCCGUCAGCGAGCGGGGCAGGAUGUUGCCAUGCGUUGUGUUCAUGUUCAUAUGGACGACUGUCGUCUACGAUCCACUAGCGUGCUGGACGUGGAAUCCGGCAGGGUGGUCAUAUCGACUCGGAGGUCUGGACUUUGCGGGUGGCACACCAGUCCAUAUUGCCAGCGGAUCAGCUGCGCUCGCGUACUCUUACAUCCUGGGCAAACGAGCCGGUCAUGGCACUCAUGCCCUCAAUUAUCGUCCACACAACAUCACCUUCAUCGUGAUCGGCACCGUCUUCCUUUGGGUGGGCUGGUUUGGGUUCAAUGCUGGCAGCGCGCUCAGUGCGAAUCUCCGAGCUAUCAUGGCUGCACUAGUGACCAACCUCUCCGCGUGCGUCGGAGGAGUGACCUGGUGUCUUGUCGACUAUCGUCUCGAGAGAAAAUGGAGCGUAGUUGGGUUCUGCUCUGGUGUCGUCAGCGGCCUCGUUUGUAUUACUCCUGGUAGUGGGUAUGUUCCUCCCUGGGCCGCUGUCAUCUAUGGCCUCUGUGCUGGAAUUGGAUGCAAUUUCGCAACCCAGCUGAAGUACUACCUGGGUGCAGACGAUGCUUUGGACAUUUUCGCUGUACACGGUGUGGGCGGCAUCCUGGGCAACCUGCUGACUGGUAUCUUCGCGGCCGACUACAUCGCUCAUCUGGAUGGCUCCACCAGAAUUUCUGGAGGCUGGCUGAACCGCCACUGGAUUCAAUUAGCUAUUCAAUUAGCGGAUACAGUGACUGGCAUGGCGUACUCAUUCACCAUGACAGUCCUGAUAUUGAUAUUGAUAUCCUUUAUAUCGCGCUGGGUUCCGGCUCUUAAACUACGAGCGAGUCCAGCAGAGGAAGAUACUGGCAUGGACGACGCAGAACUGGGCGAAUUCGCAUACGACUACGUCGAGGUCAUUCGAGAAAUCAAGCCUGGGAUGCAAGACCAUUCGGACCUCCACAACAUCGAAGGAGAUGGCAGGAGUAUGAGGACACUAAGUCAUGUAUCCGAGUCUGAAUACCCACUUCAUUCGCAACAGCAGCAGGAGACCAAAGACGGAUAUCCUUUGCGUGACUUCAGUCGGGAAUCCAGACCCGUUGAAGUGGGUAAUGCCAGCUGACUACAUGAUCGGCCGAAAGUGUACAGUAUUAGUGGAGGCAAACUCGUACUGCAGGAACAAGAUCGCAAGGCAAUGAAUGUCACGAAGGUCCAGGCGUAAUGCAGACUGUCAAGGAUGGCAGAUGGAAAGGUGAUGGGAUUUAAAAAUGGCGAUGGGUAAGGAUCACGCCUGGCAGGUGGUAUUUGUGGCCUGCAGAGAGGCCUUCAGAACCUCCGUUCGUAUGUUCGUGCGCUGAAGCACAAUUCAAUUAUCGUUACUCGACCUCACUUUGAUUUCGUAGUCAGAAAACU